AACAUCGAUCUCAGGAAGAGUAGGGUAGCUCGCCAUGAGAGACCAUAGCUCUAGCUCUGCUAGCACCUGCAGCACCAUGUCCUUCGGCUUCAAGCAAGCGUUCCUCAAGAACCUUCUCCUGAGCCUCCAAGAUUGCUCGAGGACGACGACGACGCCCUUGAACGCCAUGAGCCUGCAGGAGAGGAAGCAAGCCGUCAAGUCCUCCGCCGACAUCGCCAUGGCGGCGGCGCACGGCAGCGGCGCGAGUUGGCCCAAGGCCAUCAUCUUGGCGCAUCCGGCGUCGGCGGCAGCGGCGGCCAGGGCGCAGAGGUGCAGGAGGAUCGUGCGGAGGUACUACUGCUGCGGCCAGAGGAGGAGAUCAUCAGGUCGUCGUCGCCGCCCCGCCGCCGCUGCUUCAGGUGGUGGUGGUGGUGUCACUGCCGGCGGUGUGAUGGCGAGGAGGCUGGUGAGGAGGAGGACCAUGGCGCUGAGGAAGGUGAUACCCGGAGGCGGCGCCAUGGACGAGGCGUCGCUCCUCCGCGAGGCCAUGGACUACGUCGUCCACCUGCGCGCGCAGGUCGACGUGCUCCGCCGCGUCUCGGAAGCCGUGCAGAGACGAUCCACCCCUCUGCGGGAUUCUUGGUCUCAUUGUACCUUCACAGAAAAGGAGGAUUAAGUAAGUGAGGAUGAUGCAUGCAUGUGCAUCUGCUCCUUUGUUCUGAAUAUAUUGGACUGUGCCUUCUGCAAUGCAAACAAAAGCUGCAUUGCAAUGGUGGUGGUCAGGGGAUUCAGGGUUGCAUCCAUUUAUCUUGUGCAAAGUGGUGAAGAAUCAAUGGAUCAGGAUUCUGUCUUCUUGUGUGAGAGAUCAGUAAUGAGAUUGUAAGCUAGUGGCUAUCUACUGUUGUAUUGGGAGGAUAGAGACAAUCUUGCAGAUCAGCAGGGAAAUUUGUGGGUGCCUGGAACUAUGCAAAACUAUGUACUGCAGGUUUAUUUUCCUAGAAGUGGCAUGUCUUGCUUAAAUCAUGCUGGCAUAUGUGAUCUAGAUUGAGCAAUUAAUCUAUAUAUGUUGCAUUACU
Molecule: messenger RNA, 1055 nt
Organism: Oryza brachyantha (malo sina)
Lineage: Eukaryota; Viridiplantae; Streptophyta; Magnoliopsida; Poales; Poaceae
Product: transcription factor IBH1-like 1
Exons: 2
Coding region: 35-655 (206 amino acids)
Biological process (GO): regulation of DNA-templated transcription
Molecular function (GO): protein dimerization activity
Source: RefSeq, a predicted model, not a curated record